Messenger RNA from Nothoprocta perdicaria, 2287 nucleotides. RefSeq names its product radial spoke head component 4A (gene RSPH4A). The record is from RefSeq and is a predicted model, not a curated record. Gene Ontology annotation, cellular component: axoneme; radial spoke. Bases 1 to 2109 code for a protein of 702 amino acids. The transcript is spliced from 6 exons. NCBI's taxonomy places the organism in Eukaryota, Metazoa, Chordata, Aves, Tinamiformes, Tinamidae. Gene Ontology annotation, biological process: axoneme assembly; cilium assembly; cilium movement involved in cell motility.
AUGGCGGAGCCUCCUGGGGACUCGCCGUCGCCGCCCGAGCGACCGUGGCCUGAGGAGGGCCCCAAGCAGCCGCCUGCGGAGGACCUAGAGCCCCAAGAGGUCCCUCCGUGGCUUCCGGAGCCGGCAGGAGCUCCCUAUGAGUACCAGGACCCCUACCAAGAGCAAGACCAAGGAGGAAGUGCCUACCAGCCUCCCCCGCUGGGGCAAGAGCCCUAUCCGCCGCAGGCCCCAGAGCAGUACUUCUAUCAGCUCCAGGAGACAGAACAAGACCCCUAUGAGGUAUCAGGAAUAGGCGAUGAGCAGAGGUACGCACUGGGGCAAGACUCGUAUCCGGCUGAGGAGCCAAGCCAAGGCGCGUAUGAGUCAUAUGCACCAGGAUUAGACCCUUAUCAAAGAUAUGAUCCAAGAAACGGCUACGAGACACACGCAGUACGAGAUCCCUAUCAAGUCUAUGAGCCCGGGCAUGGCCCCUAUCAACCACAUGAACCAGGUUACGGUCUCUACGAGACAGGAUACAGCCCUGAGGAUAAGCAGAUAUCAGAACCUAGUGCCCAAAUGCUGGCAGUUCAGAAUGCAAAAGCCUAUCUGCAGAAGAGCAGCACAGCGUCCGGCCUGAACCUAUACGAUCAUCUUGCUAACAUGCUAACAAAGAUCCUGGAUGAACAGCCCAGAAAUGUAGUGGACAUAAUUGAGAAUAUCAGCAAGGAUGUGAAAUGGUCCCAGUUUCAGAAAAAAAUGGAUACUCUCCGUGAUGAGCAUGAGAUUCUUCCAACAUUUGAAGUUGCAGAAAAGCGUAAAGCUUUAUUCCUUAAGGCACAUGGAGAAGGAGAUGAAGAGCUAGAAGAUGAGAUAGCAGACACCCCACUACCCAAUGUGAUGGAAACAGCCUUUUAUUUUGAACAGGCUGGAAUUGGCUUGAGCAAAGAUGAAACCUAUCACAUAUUCCUUGCUCUUAAACAACUAAUUAGUGUUCAGCCAAUCCAAACGUGUCGCUUUUGGGGCAAGAUUUUAGGCCUGGAGAUGAACUACAUUGUAGCUGAAGUUCAGUACCAUGACAGGGCAGAGGAGGAGGAAGCAGAAGAAGAAGAAGAUAAUGAGGAAGGAAAGAAAGGGACGGAUGAGGAAAAAGGAGAUGAAGAUGAAGAGAAAGAAGAUGAUGAUGAACCACCACAAUCCACCUACAAGCCCCCACCUGUCAUCCCAAAAGAAGACACUGGCACUGGGACUAAUAAAUAUAUCUACUUUGUCUGCAAUGAGCCAGGCAAACCCUGGGUGAAGCUGCCUCCGGUGACUCCAGCACAGAUUGUCUGUGCCAGGAAGAUCAAGAAGUUCUUCACUGGCAGGCUGGAUGCUCCUGUUGUGAGCUUUCCCCCUUUCCCUGGAAACGAGGCCAAUUACCUGCGUGCACAGAUAGCUCGGAUCUCAGCAGGAACCCAGAUCUGCCCCAUUGGAUUUUACCAGUUUGGAGAGGAAGAAGGAGAUGAAGAGGAAGAGGGGAUAGGAGGAAGAGAUACAUACGAAGAAAACCCUGAUUUUCAGCCUCUUUCUGUGGUUGAGAUGGUGGAUUCCCUCUCCAUGUGGGUACACCAUACGCAGCAUAUUCUAAAGCAGGGUCGCUGUGUUUGGCUUAAUCCUUUCCAAAAAUCAGAGGAAGAAGAAGAAGGAGAAGAGGAGGAAAAACCAGAGGAGCCAGAUGAAAUACAGCAAGAAAUAGGACCUCCUCUUCUCACUCCGAUCUCUGAAGAUGAAGGAAUUCAAAAUGUCCCUGCUUGGACAGCUCAGUUUUCCACAAACCUGGUGCCUCAAUAUGCUGUUGCAAUCAUUCAGUCUAAUCGAUGGCCAGGAGCAUACACCUUUGCAUCUGGCAGGAGAUUUGACAAUAUCUACCURGGCUGGGGUCACAAAUACAGCCCAGAAAACCACACGCCCUCGCUGCCUCCGCYGGUGCAAACAGAGUAUCCUAGCGGGCCGGAGAUCACCGAGACCAACGACCCCAGCGUGGAGGAGGAACGAGCUCUCCAGGCUGCCCAGGAAGAAGCCUUAGCUGCAGCCGAGGAAGAGGAAGAGGAGGAGGAAGAGGAUGAGGAUGAUGAGGAAGAGGAUGAUUGAUGUCCAASAAAAAGCUUUAAUUUCGAGUGUUUGAGCAUUAGUAGUAUUUUAAGAAGUUAGUCAUAAAUUAGUUGAGUGUCAGCUUCUGGAGGCUUCUCUUUGCAGGCUGCCUCUCUGCUGCUUGGCACCUGCCCUGGCAGGAAGAUAAGAUACUAAAGUAGCCUUAUUUUUCGAGCAC